GAUUGACAGCCUGAUUCUCUUUGAUGUUCUGUGACGUGGUCUCAGGUCCUGUGGCACCUCGACAUCUUUCGGCGCAGUUUCCGUCAGCUGACGACUCACAGGUGCAUGGACGACUCGUGCAUCUUCUGUGCACUGAAGAGCAUCUUUGCUCAGUUUCAGUACAGCAGUGAGAAGGUCUUACCGUCUGACGCUCUCCGCAGAGCACUCGCCAAAACCUUCCAGGACAAGCAGAGGUUUCAGCUCGGCAUCAUGGACGACGCUGCUGAGUGCUUUGAGAACAUCUUGAUGAGGAUUCACUUCCACAUUUCAGACGAGAGCAGUGAAGACAUCUGCACGGCCCGACACUGCAUCUCCCACCAGAAGUUUGCCAUGACGCUCUUUGAACAGUGUGUGUGCAGCAGCUGUGGAGCUUCCUCAGAUCCUCUGCCCUUCAUUCAGAUGGUUCACUACAUCUCCACCACCUCUCUGUGUAACCAGGCAGUGAAGAUGUUGGAGUCGAGGGAGAAGGCGACUCCCAGCAUGUUUGGGGAGCUGCUGAGAAACGCCAGUAUGGGAGAUCUGCGGAACUGUCCUAGUCAGUGUGGUCAGCAGCUCAGAAUGGCUCGCGUGCUCCUCAACAGUCCAGAGAUCAUCACCAUCGGCCUGGUGUGGGAUUCAGAUCACUCUGACCUGGCUGAGGAUGUCAUCCACACCCUGGGAACCUGCCUCCACCUGGGAGACCUGUUUUACAGGGUGACUGAGGAGAAGGCCCGUCAGUCAGAGCUCUACCUGGUGGGCAUGGUGUGUUACUACGGCAAACAUUACUCCACCUUCUUCUUCCAGACAAAGAUCCGACGAUGGAUGUAUUUUGACGACGCUCACGUCAAAGAGAUUGGUCCCAAAUGGAAGGACGUGGUGUCUCGCUGCAUUAAAGGACAUUACCAGCCUCUGCUGCUGCUCUAUGCUGACCCCCAGGGGACACCAGUGUCAGUGCAGGACCUGCCCCCCCCCCUCCACCUCCACCACAUCAACAAGGCCUGUUAUGACAGUGAAGACUCGGGCCGUGAGCCGUCAAUCUCCAGCGACACUCGCACCGACUCGUCCGUGGAGAGCUCCUCAUGCCGACAGUCCUCGCUCUCUCACCAUGAGUCGCUGGCCGCUCGCUGCUCGUCUGACUCCCAGGGAACCGCCGUCUGCACCGGGCACCCAGACGGACCGCUGCACCCCCCGCUGCACGCCUCGCUCUGCAGCCUGGAGGCCAUAGGCCACGCGACAAACUCUGAGCAGCACCCGUCUCUGAAGAAGGGAGGCGGGGCCAGGGAUAGGAGGCGGAGCUCUAGCUACACCCGGCGAUCUAAACCCGACAACGAAGCCUCGCCAGCUGGUUACCACAGCGAGGGAGAGUCGUUGAAAGAGAAGCAGGUUCUUCGUCAGCAUCUGAAACCGUCUUCGUCCUCCUCAUCCUCGACCAGUCGUCUCAGAGACUUCAGAGAGACGAUGAGCAACAUUCUCCACAGCAGGACACUUUCCUCGUCCUCGUCUUUACCUGCGGCCGUCCUCUCCUCUGAAAUUACCUCCUCCUCCCAGCAUCCCCACCAUGCUCCUCCCUUCUCCUCCUCUCCUCAUAACCCUCACCACUGCGAGGCAGAGUCCUCUGAAGGGACAGGGUCAGGGAGGUUCCGUCCAGCGUGGAAGCCCAGGAGAGAAGUCCUCAACAUCGACAGCAUCUUCACCCGUGAAAGACGACGUCAGGCAGGAUACAGUCCACUCCCCGCCGCCGCCGCCAUCACCUCCGCUGCCGCCCUUCCUGACGACUGUAGAGACUUCUCGGCUCAACAGGAGGCGCUGUCUCUGAAGACAACGACCUCCUGGACUCUGCCCGCUGUCUCGAGCAGCCACAGAGCAGGAGGAGGAGCUGCAGAGCUGCCUCCUCUUGCUCCGCCCCCUCCUCCUCCCAGACUCAUCCAGAGGAUGGAGAGUGGAUAUGAGAGCAGCGAGAGGAACAGCAACAGUCCCAUCAGUGUGGACCUGAACCUGGGAGACAGGGAGUGUGCUGUGAAGAAGAUCUCCUCCUCUGGACCAUCGUGGAGGAACCUGAGGUCGAAGAGCAGCAGUGCUCUGCUGCAGGAGCUCAGCUCUGCCAGCAGAGGGAGCCAUGCAGCGCCCCCUGCAGGCCGCACCGAGCUGGACGAGCUGCAGGAGGAGGUGCAGAGGAGAGCCAGGGAGGAGGAGCAACAACGACGCCAGGAGAAGGAGGAGGAGGCGGAGCUCGGGUUCAACCCACAACCCAGCAAAUACCUGGACCUGGACCAGCUGCAGAUCCAGGGUAAAGGCAGCAGCUUGGAGCGGUGUGUGUCGGAGGCGGAGCUUCUGUUGGACCAGUCCGUACGUCUGGAGCAGGCGGGCGAGGUUGCUGCUGCUCUGUCAGCUAUCAAUGAAACAGUUUCCAAACUGCGGCCUGUGGCGGCAGAGGGCGGAGCUAGUAGUCACAGACGGCUGCAGCGCUGCAUGAGGAGAGCGCGUAGUCUGCAGCAGCGCCUCCUGCUGGAGGAGCAGCAGCAGCAGCGCCUCCUGCUGGAGGAGCAGGAACAGGACGAGCCCAGUGAAGAGCCUCUCUCGCUCCAAAUACUUCUGACCCACAGAAAAGGCGAUCGAGCUGUCAGUCAGGACCAGCAGUCCCCGCCUCUCCUUCCACCAAAACCAUUGUCGUCUGACCCCGCCUCUGUUGCUGUGGCCCCUCCCACUGGAGACAGCAGGACUGUGGGCCCCUGCUCUCUCAAUCGGAAGCUCCUCCCACAGAGUCCCCAAAAAUAUGAAGCACCGCCCACUCCACCUAACCCCAUGUCUGCACAAGACCCACCCUCACCCAGGCCACACCCCCAAACCUUGUCAUCUGUUGGCACCAGCAGUGGGAGUCAUGUGUCCAGAGUAGCUCCGCCCCCUGUCACAUGUUUACACCUGUACACACCUCCUGAUGAUUUUUCUGUUCCCACUGACUCACUCUCUCAAGCCCCACCUCCUCUUACAAGCCAGUGCGGUCAAAGGUCAUCUCCAUCCCACAACCCUCACCCCAGAGCCGCCGCCCGUCCCGUGGAGCGCUGGGCAGAAAACGUCAACAGAUACUACAACACCCAGAAUGCAGCAGGAGGAGCAGCAGCAGCGCCCCCUGGUGAGGAGGAGCUGUCAGAGUUGGACUCACUGUACCAGGCCAGUCUGCUGGCUCCCAGCAUGCACUGGGGCAGCCGCAGACUUGCUCCUCAGACAAACGCCUACAAAUCAGGAGGUUCUGAACGCUCCAAAACACCAACAGCAGAGAUGGAGAGAGUCGCCUACAGAACCGUGGUUCCACCUGUGCACAAGCCUCCACCUGGUGAAGACGAGAACUACAGCGCAGAAAACCUGCGACGCAUCGCCCGAACUCUGAGUGGAACCGUCAUUGGGUCACGACCCAAACACAUGGGUGUUUCCUACAGCAGUGAACCCUCUGGGCGGAACCCAGAGGGUAUCAGACACACCCACCUUUACUCGUCCCUCCCCCGUCACUCCAGCUACUCCUCCCUGCACCACGGCCCCUCAACUCCUGCUCCACAGCGCCUCCUCCUGUCGACAUCACAGCUCCACAGCUCAGGCCUCUCCACCUGGAGACGCACAGGAGUUGGACCGAGUGUCCAGUCUGAGCGACAUCAAACUCUCCUCUGGGGUCCAAAGGUCAACAGAGUUCUGCUGAGUCAUGCUAAGCUGCCCCAGGAUAAUCGCCAUGCUCCGCCUUCUUGCUCCUUUUCCUCCUCCCUCCCCAGACCCAGAGCAUGCUCAAGCUCCGCCCUCCCUCCUGGUCCACAGAGUCUGUAUGCCACACUGACACGCCCCCGCCGCUCCACCACCACGACAACCGGUCACCACAGUGAGGUCAGCAGGUCAGCUCACUGCCCUCGCCAAGGCCCCACCCAGCCUAUGCGUCUGGACGUGCCCCCUGAGGGUGACUGGCGUCAUGAUGCUGAGUACACUACUGCGAAGCCCCGCCCCUCCUGUGACCUCCGUGACUCUCUCCGCCGGCUCCCUCCUCCUCGGCUCUGCUCGCUCUGUCGACAACUUCCUGCUGAGCUGCCACGCCCACUCUGCUCUACCUGCAGCGCUGACGUGACUCAGCUCCACCCACUCAGCUGAUCUGACCUGAAGAGAAGAUACGAGGAGUUCUGUGAAACGCGACGCGGUCAGAGCGCCCCCUGCUGCUGAGGACAUUAAAAACAUGUCUGUUUAAGUCCAUGAUGUUAGGACAUGAGGACGUCUUUGUCUCACUGUGAGACAGACGUUUGUAAACCACUCCCACACCAAAGUCCAGAGAAAAUCAGUGAUUUUAGGAGCUGCUGGUCCUCUGCUGCCUCGUGUGGUCACUUUGUGUCACUGAGUUUAGUCUAAAAUAAGAUGUUAUAGCUCAGUGAUGAAAAUCAGGCUUUUCUCUGUGGACUUUGGUGUGGGAAAGUGAGCAUGUGUGAGCCUUGAAUUUGAUAUCAACCAAGGUGUGGGAACCCUGAUAUACAAGCUAACAUAUACUGAUAUAUAACUUGUUUAACACACUCUCAAAACAAGAGAUGACAAGUGAACUAGUUCCACUAACUAGUCCAACAGUAACAGAACCAGCUCGUCCUCCGCUCUUAUUCUGCCACGGUCCUUAACCUUCUCAAAGAUGAACACAUGACUCCUCCCCCUCACUGUCACCUUGUUUACUUCCUUGUUGGCAGUGAGGGGGAGGAGUCUAUCGGUUGUCACUUUAAAUGAUGUCCUGUCUGUGUUGUUGGACACAGGAAGUCCUCACCUCAUCACAGGAAGUCCUGGUCGUAAACUUCUGUUCAUAGUCAUGCAUCAAUUAAACAGAUUAUAAUCUGAUUAUA
Molecule: messenger RNA, 4868 nt
Organism: Solea senegalensis (Senegalese sole)
Lineage: Eukaryota; Metazoa; Chordata; Actinopteri; Pleuronectiformes; Soleidae
Product: inactive ubiquitin carboxyl-terminal hydrolase 54-like
Exons: 20
Coding region: 106-4143 (1345 amino acids)
Biological process (GO): protein deubiquitination
Molecular function (GO): cysteine-type deubiquitinase activity
Source: RefSeq, a predicted model, not a curated record